UUUACAGUACUCUGUGCAAAGAACUUGGUGAAAAAGGAUUUUUUCCGACUUCCUGAUCCAUUUGCUAAGGUGGUGGUUGAUGGAUCUGGACAAUGCCAUUCUACAGAUACUGUGAAGAAUACACUUGAUCCAAAGUGGAAUCAGCAUUAUGACCUGUAUAUUGGAAAGUCUGAUUCAGUUACAAUCAGUGUAUGGAAUCACAAGAAGAUCCAUAAAAAACAAGGUGCUGGAUUUCUUGGUUGUGUUCGUCUUCUUUCCAAUGCCAUCAACCGCCUAAAAGAUACUGGUUAUCAGAGGUUGGAUCUCUGCAAACUUGGGCCAAAUGACAAUGAUACAGUCAGAGGGCAGAUAGUAGUAAGUCUUCAGUCCAGAGACCGAAUAGGCACAGGAGGACAAGUUGUGGACUGCAGUCGUUUGUUUGAUAAUGAUUUACCAGAUGGCUGGGAAGAAAGGCGAACAGCUUCUGGAAGAAUCCAGUAUCUAAACCACAUAACAAGAACUACACAAUGGGAACGUCCAACACGACCGGCAUCUGAAUACUCUAGUCCUGGCAGACCUCUUAGCUGCUUUGUUGAUGAGAACACUCCAAUUAGUGGAACAAAUGGUGCAACAUGUGGACAGUCUUCAGAUCCCAGGCUGGCAGAGAGGAGAGUCAGGUCACAACGACAUAGAAAUUACAUGAGCAGGACACAUUUACAUACUCCUCCAGACCUACCAGAAGGCUAUGAACAGAGGACAACACAGCAAGGUCAGGUGUAUUUCCUGCACACUCAGACUGGCGUGAGCACGUGGCAUGAUCCCAGAGUGCCGAGGGAUCUUAGCAACAUCAAUUGUGAAGAGCUUGGUCCGCUGCCUCCUGGAUGGGAGAUCCGUAAUACAGCCACAGGCAGAGUUUAUUUCGUUGACCAUAACAACAGAACAACACAGUUUACAGAUCCUCGACUCUCUGCUAACUUGCAUUUGGUUUUAAAUCGGCAGAACCAACUAAAAGACCAACAGCAACAGCAAGUGGUGUCCUUAUGUCCUGACGACCCAGAAUGUCUCACAGUCCCACGGUACAAGCGAGACCUGGUUCAGAAACUAAAAAUUUUGCGCCAGGAACUUUCCCAGCAACAGCCUCAGGCUGGCCAUUGCCGCAUUGAAGUCUCCAGGGAAGAGAUUUUUGAGGAAUCUUAUCGACAGGUCAUGAAAAUGAGACCAAAAGAUCUCUGGAAGAGACUAAUGAUAAAAUUCCGUGGUGAAGAAGGCCUUGACUAUGGAGGAGUUGCCAGGGAGUGGUUGUAUCUUCUGUCACAUGAAAUGUUGAAUCCAUACUAUGGCCUCUUCCAGUAUUCCAGAGAUGAUAUCUAUACAUUGCAAAUCAACCCUGAUUCUGCAGUUAAUCCGGAACAUUUAUCAUAUUUCCACUUUGUUGGACGGAUAAUGGGCAUGGCUGUGUUUCACGGACACUAUAUCGAUGGUGGUUUCACAUUGCCGUUCUAUAAACAGUUGCUUGGAAAGUCAAUUACUUUGGAUGACAUGGAGUUAGUUGACCCAGAUCUUCAUAACAGUUUAGUGUGGAUACUUGAGAAUGAUAUUACAGGUGUUUUGGACCAUACUUUCUGUGUAGAACAUAAUGCAUAUGGUGAAAUUAUUCAGCAUGAACUUAAACCAAAUGGCAAGAGUAUCCCAGUUACUGAAGAAAAUAAAAAGGAGUAUGUCAGGCUGUAUGUGAACUGGAGAUUUUUACGAGGCAUUGAGGCACAAUUUCUGGCUCUGCAGAAAGGAUUUAAUGAAGUAAUUCCACAGCAUCUGCUGAAGACAUUUGAUGAGAAGGAGUUAGAGCUCAUUAUUUGUGGACUUGGGAAGAUAGAUGUUAAUGACUGGAAGGCAAACACCCGGUUAAAACACUGUACACCCGACAGCAAUGUUGUCAAGUGGUUCUGGAAAGCUGUAGAAUUUUUCGAUGAAGAACGACGAGCACGGUUGCUCCAGUUUGUGACAGGAUCAUCUAGAGUGCCUCUGCAAGGUUUCAAAGCUUUACAAGGUGCCGCAGGCCCCCGGCUCUUCACCAUACACCAGAUUGAUGCCUGCACGAACCACCUGCCCAAAGCCCACACUUGCUUCAAUCGAAUAGACAUUCCGCCCUAUGAAAGCUAUGAAAAGUUAUAUGAAAAGCUGCUAACAGCCAUCGAAGAAACAUGUGGAUUUGCUGUGGAAUGAGGAACUUCAAGGACUCACCCAGGACUCUAUUUAUACCCCUGACUGACAGCCUCCUCUCAGCAGUUUCAAGGAAUGCUGAAAUAAGGAAAAUGCCCAUCCCUCCCCCCUUAAAAAUUCUAGGACACUGUGAGGGGAAAGGACAAUUUUGAAAUUCCUUUUCAAGGAAAAAAGAGGUCUUUAUGCUUUGCCAUGAGGCCAUAUUCAGCUGCUAUUUAAAAUGAAUAUCUUGAACCUAAAGAAUGCUGACUUUUCCUACAUUUCCAGAGUUAGGCAGUAUUCUACACUUAAAGACUACUACUAUUUUUAUAAAAGGUAAUCUAUUCAAAUCACUUCAUAGAUUUCAAAUCUCUCAAACAUCAAGACAACUUCAGCAGUCGGUACAAGACACAUUUUAUUUUGAUUGAAUACAUGAUUCUGAAUAGCUCCUGUACUUGCUCUUUGUAAAAAUAUAAAAUAAAAUUAUUUUGAAUUAUUCUACCUUUGUAAACAAUUGGCUAAAAGCAUCAUCUUUAAAAAAAUUACGUUUAGUUACAUUUUUCUAUAGCAAAGCAUUAUAUUUUAAAAACAUAAGUUUCAACCUAGCCUAAGUGAGUCUUUGUUAUAUUUUUUAAGCACAAAUUUCCUAGGAUAAAGCUCUAUAAUUUUGAUUGUCAGAUUCCUACUGCAACCAUCUAGUGUAAACUUAGCAGCUUAAUUGCUUCAAUAAGAUAUAAUCAGGGGCUCCCUGUUUUUAAGAGACUUUAAAAAAUUCGUAUUUUUUAUCUUCAAUCAGUAUGAUCAGGUAUCACACAUUUACUUUUCAUCUUCAGUGGAAAUACUGCAUUUUAUAGCUCUUCAGAUAAUGUUGAGGGGGUUUUCAUUAUUUUGUCAAGUCAGCUUAUUUCAUAUAUAUGUACAUACACACACACUUCUGUAAACCAAAGUCUCUUAUGACAAGUGCACCUAAUUUAUAUUAUAUUUUAACUACAAUGUAAAUUCCUAUCAAAUAAACCAUCCUAAUCUUUGUUUAGCUGCUAUUUUAAUCAGCUAAAAUUAUGGAAAAUGGAAAAUUUUGCUGUAAAGAUUACUUAGAAAGCUUAAAAAAUCCUGUUUUUAUCUAAAAAAUAAAAUGGAGGUGGUGGACAAGGGAUGUGAUUGCUAAAAGAAAAACAAAACCGUGAUUCUAACUUAAUGAUAUGAAUUGUCUAAAAGAACUGAAGAAUUAAUUUUGGAAGUAUAAGGGAUUCCUAGUUUGCUUGGUUUUGAAGGUCAGCAUCUGUUGUUGAAGAGUCCAGAGUUAGCUUUCAAUAUGUGUGGCAUGUUGUAUGAUCCAGAUUAACCAAAAUUUUAGAGGGAGGGACUAGAAGAGUCUGAAAUCAUGCAUGGAUUGUAAAAAAAAAAAAAAAAGAAAAGAAAAUUCAGCCAUAGAAAUAUGCACUAUUUUACAUUGAUGUGAAAUCAAGAAUAGCAAAGUAUGAUGAGAUAGCUAUGUGACUAGGUCCUUUGUGUCCUUUCAUUUGAUGAAUUAGUCUUCAGUUUGUGUUCUUGGGGCCAAGCUGCUCCUCAGAGGUGCCUCAGAAGUAAUGGUUUAAGAGAGGAGGUCAGUCCUAGGUAUUCUUUGAGGGGUCCCCACCAUAGUCCCCUUUAUUCAAAGCAGCUCCAGUUUUUCUCUGAUACAUUGGAAAUGCAAGUAAACAUCAAUGGGAAGGGGCUGGUGGUGGCGGUGGUGGGGGACAAGAAAUGGAUGAAAUGAAAAAUGGAAUUUUUGCUGCUUUAAAAAAUUGAGAACUACUUGUGUAGUUUCUAAGUAUUUAAAUUUACUCAUACAGCCAAAUUUGUCUGCUCUAGGCAGACUGGUCAAUCAUAACUGUGCUAUGGUAAUGUGCUUAUGUUGACUUUUUUCUUCCUAAACACUGUUCUGUUUUCCUGCUACGUACCGAAGAGCAUCUUGAACUGUAGAGACGUUUCUAUAUACUGCUUGAUCAUCAGUUUUCAGCUUUCAUGAUAGUAUCUUAGUAGUGACAGGUCCGUCUCUUUUCUAUUAAAGCACUAGUACGUGUAAACAUGCCUCUUACCAUCUCUCAGUAAAAAGUACAUGACAUAUUAGCGAAAUCAUGGCUGAUGGAUGCAGUAAUCAUGAAAUGCUACUAACGUAAUGUACAAUAUAAAGCAGGCAAAUACCAUCGCUUUUUGAGUGCCUUUUUAACUUUAUACUAAUGACUUAAUAGAGCUUUAAAAGAAAGAAACUACCCUAUAGCAGUAUACGGUAUCUCCAACAUAAUUUAUUAAGUUCACGACAAUUUAGAUUUCGAUUAUGUUACCUAUUUUUUCCCAAAUAGGUGCUAAGCAAACAGACUCCCCAGGUGUCACUAAACCUUGGACUUGCACCUCAGUUUAAUGUGAAUAUUUAUUUCGACUUGUCCCUCUUGACUGGGUUUUUUCCAAUCCCUCCUGUAGUUAUUUCAGCUUUGUGAUGUCAUUGUUUCCAUACAUUGCCUUUCCAUCACUAAUGCUUGAUUUGAACAGAGGUUAGUUUGUAGAGCUCAUAUGUAGUUCAGAGGUGAGUUUUCUUUCAGAUGGUCUUAUUUCUUGAUGUAAAGAAUUUUCAAAUAGAGUUGUGUAUAGUGUAUAUUUUGUUUUGCACAUAGUUUGUUACCCUGGAUGGGUUUUAUUUUUACCAAGUCUCUUUUUCCCUUGUAUUUACAGUCCAGAGCACAAGCUUCCUUUUAAAUACAGUGUAAUUUGCUUUAUUUUAUAACACUAAAUCGGCUCCGAACUCCCCAGGUGCGUGGAACUGAUUGCAUUGACGGGAGUUAGAAACUGUUCCAGCCCUUUUUCGUUUGAUGGAGCAGCUUCUGCUUCUAUUUUUAAGCUGCAGCACACAGCCAGAGGUGCCAUUUGUGGUAUUUAACAUUCUUACGUUUAGGAUGAUGAUUGUACCGAAUACGGAGUUGUUGUGUUUCUAGAUGUAAUUAGUUCACUUAGUGUAAUAUUCUUCCUUUUCUCAAACUGACUUUAAAAACAAAGUUUUAUCAUUUUCAUUGUAUUUGUAUUUAUUACAGAGUGUUUUAGCUUUGAUAUUCUUUGUAUUUUCACUCAGUUGUUACAUGAGCUUUAUCAAUAACAUAUGUAAAAAUGGUUUUUAAAAAUUAACUAUGUAUAUGCCCAUGCCGAAGUUGAGCAAUAAAAAGAAUGCUGUUUGCACUGCCA
This is a messenger RNA of Condylura cristata (star-nosed mole), 5391 nucleotides long. It is a transcript of the gene SMURF2, whose product is annotated as SMAD specific E3 ubiquitin protein ligase 2. Gene Ontology annotation, molecular function: ubiquitin protein ligase activity; protein binding. The annotation marks the transcript as partial. The record is from RefSeq and is a predicted model, not a curated record. NCBI's taxonomy places the organism in Eukaryota, Metazoa, Chordata, Mammalia, Eulipotyphla, Talpidae. The transcript is spliced from 18 exons. Gene Ontology annotation, biological process: negative regulation of BMP signaling pathway; ubiquitin-dependent protein catabolic process.